AUGGGUGUGCCCAGAGCCACGAACUGGUCUGCAAUCUGGAAGGCAAGCUCUCUAGUAGGCGUCAGUACGAGCGCAAAGAUGCCGUACGGAUCUUCAGCGAGCGCUUGCAAGAUUGGCGUGGCGAAUGCGAUGGUCUUGCCUGAACCUGUCUGCGCCGAGCCAAUACAGUCCCUGCCUUGGAGUAUUGGCGGUAUGCAAGCCGCUUGGACUUCUGUUGGCUUGCGGAUCGACAUGGAGUCGAGUGCCCGGCACAGAAAGGGCUCGAGACCCAGCGAGUCGAAGGACAUGGCGCAGAGGGCUCGCUGAAUGGGUCGCAGAGUUCGAGUCGAGCAGUCGCCAAAAUUCUUUGAGCCAACUGUCGAGCUGAACUUGUUCGCAAGGCACGCAGGCAAGCAUGGCAGGACGAAUGCCGAUGGGCAUGGGCCAGCCGACAGUGAUCGUGCUGAGAGAGGGGACCGAUACAUCGCAAGGUACACCGCAGCUGCUGAGCAACAUCAAUGCAUGCAUAGCAGUCGCCAACACGGUCGCCACGACGCUCGGUCCAAGAGGGAUGGACAAACUCAUCGUCGACGCAAGAGGACAAGCGACCAUCUCGAACGAUGGAGCAACCAUCUUACGCCUGCUCGAAGUCGUUCAUCCCGCCGCGAGAACGCUUGUCGACAUCGCGAGAGCACAGGACGCAGAAGUGGGGGACGGCACGACCUCUGUCACCCUCCUCGCUGCCGAGUUGCUCAGGGUCUCCAAAGAGUUUGUCGAGGAGGGCGUCAGUCCUCAUGUCAUCGUCAAAGGCUAUCGGAGAGCCGCGCAACUUGCCGUUCAACGCGUCAAAGAGCUAGCCGUCAAAAUUGACAAGACUGAUGAGACCCGCUUCCGAGACCUUCUCAUGAAAUGUGCAGCAACCUCGAUGUCUUCCAAAUUGAUACAUUCACAGAAGCCUUUCUUCUCAAACAUGGUCGUCGACGCCGUUCUCACCUUGGAUCAAGUCGAUCUAGACGAGAAUCUGAUCGGCAUCAAAAAGAUCCCAGGUGGGGGCAUGCAAGACUCGCUCCUUGUCAGGGGCGUUGCGUUCAAGAAGACUUUCUCGUACGCCGGCUUCGAGCAACAACCAAAGUCAUUCAAGAACCCGAGCGUGCUAUGUCUCAAUGUCGAGCUCGAGCUGAAAGCAGAACGAGAUAAUGCCGAAGUCAGGAUCGAUCAGGUUGAUGAUUAUCAAUCGAUCGUCGAUGCAGAAUGGCAGAUCAUCUACAACAAAUUGGAAGCGAUAGCAGCAACGGGUGCCAAAGUCGUCCUGUCUCGCUUACCGAUUGGCGACCUGGCCACCCAAUACUUUGCAGACAGGGACAUUUUCUGCGCAGGUAGAGUUGCACAAGAUGAUCUGAAGCGAGUAGUGCAAGCCGUCGGAGGGCAGAUCCAGAGCACGACGAGCGAUAUACAUGAGAAGCAUCUGGGCAAAUGCGCGACUUUCGAAGAGAAGCAGAUCGGAAGCGAACGAUUCAAUUUCUUCGAAGGCUGUCAGGGUGCAAAGACGUGCACGCUCAUCCUCAGAGGUGGAGCUGAGCAAUUCAUUGCCGAAGUCGAAAGGAGUCUGCACGACGCUAUCAUGAUCGUCAGACGAGCGAUAAAAAACAACGCUGUCGUUGCCGGCGGUGGUGCGAUCGAGAUGGAGAUCUCAAAGUAUCUUCGCGAUCACUCGCGCACGAUUGAAGGCAAGCAGCAGCUCAUCAUCGGCGCAUUUGCUCGCGCACUCGAGAUCAUCCCACGACAGCUCUGCGACAAUGCGGGCAUCGAUGCGACAGAUGUGCUCAAUAAGCUUCGCAUGUUGCAUGCUCGUGGCGAUACUUGGGCGGGUGUCGAUGUAGAAAAUGACGGCGUGGCGAACAAUAUGGACAAAUUCGUCUGGGAGCCCGCACUCGUCAAGGUCAAUGCUAUAGAAGGUGCUUCGGAAGCAGCAACGCUCGUGCUCAGCGUCGACGAGACCAUUCGCAAUCCCAAAUCGGAGACGCAAUCGGGCGGUCCUCAGAUGCCUAGAGGUGCAGCGCGAGGUGCAGUACGCGGACGAAGAGGUCGUGCGUAAACUUGUCGAUAUAGCAAGCAACGUAUGGGAUACAACAUGCAUGUUCUGUCCUAGCCUC
Molecule: messenger RNA, 2132 nt
Organism: Mixia osmundae IAM 14324
Lineage: Eukaryota; Fungi; Basidiomycota; Mixiomycetes; Mixiales; Mixiaceae
Exons: 9
Coding region: 395-2074 (559 amino acids)
Biological process (GO): protein folding
Cellular component (GO): chaperonin-containing T-complex
Molecular function (GO): ATP hydrolysis activity; ATP binding; ATP-dependent protein folding chaperone
Source: RefSeq, a predicted model, not a curated record